AAAAUCAGUUCAAUUUUGAACAUCUCGCGAGUUGGAACGCAAAUUUUCUGCUUUUACACAUACUCAACUACUACUACCUACAUAUAAAUUUUUUUUUUUUGCUAGUACAUACAAAUGUAUGACCGGUCAUUUGUUAAAUUUUUUAUAUUUAGUUUAAAAGUGUUGUUUUUUUAAUUAAUAUAAUAAUUUAUAUUAUUGUAAGCGCAUAAUUGAAGUGCGUAAAACACGCGUGUCGUCGGCCGUGUGCGAAAUUUAAAUAAAAAAAAGUUAUCCCUGUGCGGAAAAAAGACAAUCCCUUUUUUGUUAUUGUUUCUGUUUUGAAGCAAAAAACGUUUGAAUGGUGGUUAUAAAAAGCUCCGAUAAUCCAAAUACAAUACUGAAUUUACCAAGAAAGCGAAAUUUCUUACAAGACUUAUUAAAGAGUGACUUUACGGUUCAUAACGAAUUGAAUUUGGCUGAUAAGCACAUAAUUUGUGAUCUACAACUUUGUGAAGACUGCAUAAAAAUGGCCGCUUUACCACAGGGUGCCUUUGCCGCAUGCAAAUUGCGUGAAAUGAACGAUAGAGAUUUACUGAUUGCACGCGUGAAGAGCAACGCCGAUAAAAAUGAAGCCAAAAAUAUGAAUACAAAUAAAAAAUUGACUGAAUAUACACCGGCAAAGUAUAAUGAUAAGUUGAUGAAUUCCAUUUGGGGUUUCUACAAUCGUUACUCUCCUCACAAUAUAAAAGGCAAUGAAUACGAAUUUUCGGACAAAGAUUAUAUAAUGCAACAGCACAUUGCUGUUGCAUCCUAUGCCAUUGCUGAAGAAUUAGCAAUGGGCCUACGUUCCGGCAAGGAAUGGGACUUAUGUGAGAAGUAAAACAAUAUUUGUUAAUAAUAUUGGCCGAAAACUGGCGUAAAACUGUUUUUUAUAUACAUUUAUAUUUUCAAUGAAUUUGAAACCAAAAUUUAUGCAUAUAUACUCUUUUAUUGUUUAUAUUUACUAAUUUUUUUUUUAAUACUAGUAACUGCAC
This is a messenger RNA of Ceratitis capitata (Mediterranean fruit fly), 1013 nucleotides long. RefSeq lists its product as hypothetical. The record is from RefSeq and is a predicted model, not a curated record. NCBI's taxonomy places the organism in Eukaryota, Metazoa, Arthropoda, Insecta, Diptera, Tephritidae. Bases 338 to 859 code for a protein of 173 amino acids. The transcript is spliced from 4 exons.